CGAUAACGGUGAAUGUUGCAUUUUUUAAGUUACAAAAGCACAUUUUUAUUGAGUAAUAAAUACCAAACGGUGUUUCAAUUAGUUGAAACAUGCGUAGUAGUUGGAAAAAUAAUCGUUUUUUAAUUUAAAUUGUUUACAAACCGCAACUUUUUGUUACUUGGCGUACAAUUUUAUGUGCAGCUGCUCAAUAUUUGUUCAUUUGAGUGCACGAUGGCGAGCCAAACGCACGGAAUCCAACAGUUACUCGUAGCUGAAAAACGGGCCGCUGAAAAAGUCGCCGAAGCACGAAAAAGAAAAGCCAAAAGAAUUAAACAGGCUCGCGAAGAAGCUCAAAUUGAAAUUGAAAAGUACAGGAAAGAACGUGAAAAACAAUUUUUGGAAUAUGAAGCGAAAAAAUUGGGUUCUAAGGAUGAUAUAGCAGCGAAAAUCGAUAAAAAUACCGAAAGUGUUAUGGAACAAAUGGCUCAAGAUGUUGAGCAAAACAAAGACCAAAUUGUCAGUGAUUUAUUGGAACUCGUUUACGAUAUAAAACCAAAGGUGCAUCCGAAUUACUUCGUUAUGAAUCCCACUGCGUUAAGAGACGUUUCAAAGAGUCAGAUUAAAAUCGAAAAUAAUUAAUUUCGCUGUUACUUUUUUUCUAUAUGGUUGAGGAAUUUUAAUAAUCUUAUAUUUUG
Molecule: messenger RNA, 674 nt
Organism: Onthophagus taurus
Lineage: Eukaryota; Metazoa; Arthropoda; Insecta; Coleoptera; Scarabaeidae
Product: V-type proton ATPase subunit G-like
Biological process (GO): synaptic vesicle lumen acidification
Cellular component (GO): vacuolar proton-transporting V-type ATPase, V1 domain; vacuolar proton-transporting V-type ATPase complex
Molecular function (GO): ATP hydrolysis activity; proton-transporting ATPase activity, rotational mechanism
Source: RefSeq, a predicted model, not a curated record